AUUUGUGUUCAUUGUUAGCCUUCACUGUCAAAAUUCUCGCCUGUUAACCAGAGUUCUGCGUUGCCAUUAUCAAGGCUCGUCCAUCCACACGACGUCGCACGCUGAGCUGCAACGUAGCCAGUCCCCGCAACAAUGAGGCUCAUAAACACCGAAACGAUGAAGAUGGAGGAAUUCUUCAACGAAAACGUGCCUCCGUAUGCCAUUCUAUCUCACCGCUGGGGCGCAGAAGAAGUGUCGCUUCAGGAAUGGAAUCGAAUACAAGCCAUAGAGACGAAAAUGGACACACUUUUGCAGAAAGCUGGUUUUGCCAAGAUCAUAUCCUUCAUCGAAGCCACCAAACAAGUCCGUUAUGUGUGGGCGGAUACAUGCUGUAUUGAUAAAACCAACAACGCUGAACUAUCUGAAGCUAUAAACUCCAUGUUUAGAUGGUACCAGGAAGCCGAAAUUUGCUAUGUAUACUUAGCGGAUGUUCCAACCGGCCUCACAGAAAGCGAGCUGGAAGAGCAUAUCUGUGCGAGCAAGUGGUUCGAACGUGGUUGGACGUUUCAAGAGCUUCUGGCUCCCCACGUCGUGAUGUUUUACGACCAAAGAUGGGACUUCUUGUUCGAGAAACGUGAUCGAUGUUCUCUUCUUUCCCGGAUCACUCGCAUUCAUGAUACAUUUCUUUCUGAAUCCCGGAGAAUCGGUGAAGCUUGUACGGCGAUGAAGAUGUCUUGGGCUGCUACUCGGACAACGACACGAGACGAAGACUUAGCGUACUGUUUGCUAGGUAUAUUCGACGUGAGUAUGCCACCACUUUACGGGGAGGGCAAGAAGGCGUUUGUGCGUCUACAGGAAGAGAUUCUACGACAUUCUGGGGACCUCAGUAUCUUCGCUUGGGGGUUGCUUACACUAUUAUAUUAUUAA
Mollisia scopiformis is the source of this 906-nucleotide messenger RNA. Its product is annotated as HET-domain-containing protein. The record is from RefSeq and is a predicted model, not a curated record. The transcript is spliced from 4 exons. The coding region runs from base 133 to 906 and encodes 257 amino acids. NCBI's taxonomy places the organism in Eukaryota, Fungi, Ascomycota, Leotiomycetes, Helotiales, Mollisiaceae.